Molecule: messenger RNA, 3237 nt
Organism: Sorex araneus (European shrew)
Lineage: Eukaryota; Metazoa; Chordata; Mammalia; Eulipotyphla; Soricidae
Gene: PSMD1
Product: proteasome 26S subunit, non-ATPase 1
Exons: 25
Coding region: 148-3021 (957 amino acids)
Biological process (GO): regulation of protein catabolic process; proteasome-mediated ubiquitin-dependent protein catabolic process
Cellular component (GO): proteasome complex; nucleus; proteasome regulatory particle, base subcomplex
Molecular function (GO): enzyme regulator activity
Source: RefSeq, a predicted model, not a curated record
AGCGAGCCGGCGGCCCGAGUCGGCGGCUGACUGAGCGGCGCAGCCGGGGAACGCGGAGGCGCGGCGGGACGAGCGGAGCCGGAGCCGACGGACAAACGGCGCGGCGGGGCCUGCGAGCGAGCGGGCGCACGAGUGCGGGGCGCAGCCAUGAUCACCUCGGCCGCUGGAAUUAUUUCUCUUCUGGAUGAAGAUGAACCACAGCUUAAGGAAUUUGCACUACACAAAUUGAAUGCAGUUGUCAAUGACUUCUGGGCAGAAAUUUCAGAGUCUGUAGACAAAAUAGAAGUUUUGUAUGAAGAUGAAGGUUUCCGGAGUCGACAGUUUGCAGCUUUAGUGGCAUCCAAAGUAUUUUACCAUUUGGGGGCUUUUGAGGAGUCUCUAAAUUAUGCUCUCGGAGCUGGUGACCUCUUCAAUGUCAAUGAUAACUCCGAGUAUGUAGAGACUAUUAUAGCAAAAUGUAUUGAUCACUACACCAAGCAGUGCGUGGAAAAUGCAGAUUUACCUGAAGGAGAAAAAAAACCAAUUGACCAGAGAUUGGAAGGUAUCGUGAAUAAGAUGUUCCAGCGAUGUCUAGAUGACCACAAGUAUAAGCAGGCCAUCGGCAUUUCCCUGGAGACUCGAAGGCUGGAUGUCUUUGAGAAAACUGUACUGGAGUCGAAUGAUGUUCCAGGAAUGCUAGCGUACAGCCUCAAGCUCUGUAUGUCUUUAAUGCAGAAUAAGCAGUUUCGAAAUAAAGUGCUAAGAGUUUUAGUCAAAAUCUACAUGAACUUGGAAAAGCCAGACUUCAUCAAUGUUUGUCAGUGCUUAAUUUUUUUAGAUGAUCCUCAGGCUGUGAGUGAUAUCUUAGAGAAAUUGGUAAAGGAAGACAACCUCCUGAUGGCUUAUCAGAUUUGUUUUGAUUUGUAUGAAAGUGCGAGCCAGCAAUUCUUGUCGUCUGUCAUCCAGAAUCUUCGAACAGUUGGUACUCCCAUCGCUUCUGUGCCUGGGUCCACCAAUACGGGCACUGUCCCGGGCACCGUCCCAGCGCCAGAGAAAGACAGUGAGUCCAUGGAAACGGAAGAAAAGCCAGGCACCGUGCUUGUAGCAAAGACUCCAGAAGUGAGUCCAGAACCCAAGGACCAGACUUUGAAAAUGAUCAAAAUUUUAAGUGGUGAAAUGGCUAUUGAGUUACAUUUGCAAUUUUUAAUACGAAACAAUAACACAGAUCUCAUGAUUCUAAAGAACACAAAGGAUGCAGUACGGAAUUCCGUAUGUCACACAGCAACUGUCAUAGCAAAUUCUUUUAUGCACUGUGGGACUACCAGUGACCAGUUUCUUAGGGAUAACUUGGAAUGGUUGGCCAGAGCCACUAACUGGGCAAAAUUCACAGCUACAGCCAGUUUGGGUGUGAUUCACAAGGGCCACGAGAAGGAAGCUCUACAGCUAAUGGCGACAUACCUUCCCAAGGACACCUCUCCAGGGUCAGCCUAUCAGGAGGGUGGAGGCCUCUAUGCUCUCGGUCUCAUUCAUGCCAAUCAUGGGGGUGAUAUCAUCGACUAUCUGCUGAACCAGCUCAAGAACGCCAGCAAUGACAUUGUUCGACAUGGUGGCAGUCUGGGUCUUGGUUUGGCUGCCAUGGGAACCGCACGUCAGGAUGUCUAUGAUUUGCUUAAAACUAACCUUUAUCAGGAUGAUGCUGUAACAGGAGAAGCAGCUGGCCUUGCCCUGGGUUUAGUUAUGUUGGGCUCUAAAAAUGCCCAGGCUAUAGAGGACAUGGUCGGCUACGCCCAGGAAACUCAGCAUGAGAAGAUUCUGCGUGGCCUUGCGGUUGGCAUUGCGCUGGUGAUGUACGGGCGCAUGGAGGAGGCCGAUGCGCUCAUUGAGUCGCUCUGCCGGGAUAAGGACCCAAUUCUUCGAAGGUCUGGGAUGUAUACUGUAGCCAUGGCAUAUUGCGGCUCAGGUAACAACAAGGCUAUUCGACGCCUGCUGCAUGUUGCUGUGAGUGAUGUUAAUGACGAUGUCAGAAGGGCAGCGGUAGAAUCACUGGGGUUCAUUCUGUUCAGGACCCCUGAGCAGUGCCCCAGCGUCGUGUCCCUGCUGUCGGAGAGUUACAAUCCUCACGUGCGCUACGGAGCUGCCAUGGCCCUGGGCAUCUGCUGCGCUGGAACCGGAAACAAGGAAGCAAUUAAUUUGCUGGAACCAAUGACAAACGACCCUGUGAAUUACGUGCGGCAAGGGGCCCUCAUCGCGUCAGCUCUCAUCAUGAUCCAGCAGACGGAAAUAACUUGUCCAAAGGUGAAUCAGUUCAGACAGCUGUAUUCCAAAGUCAUCAACGAUAAACAUGAUGAUGUCAUGGCAAAGUUUGGCGCUAUUCUGGCCCAAGGCAUACUGGAUGCAGGCGGCCACAAUGUCACGAUCUCCUUGCAGUCCAGGACUGGACACACCCAUAUGCCGUCUGUGGUUGGCGUCCUUGUCUUUACCCAGUUCUGGUUCUGGUUUCCUCUUUCACAUUUCCUGUCGUUGGCGUAUACCCCUACGUGUGUCAUCGGCCUUAAUAAGGAUUUAAAGAUGCCAAAAGUUCAGUAUAAAUCAAACUGUAAGCCAUCCACAUUUGCAUAUCCCGCCCCUCUGGAAGUACCAAAAGAAAAGGAAAAAGAAAAGGUUUCCACUGCUGUGUUAUCUAUAACUGCUAAGGCUAAAAAGAAGGAAAAGGAAAAAGAGAAAAAGGAGGAGGAGAAAAUGGAAGUGGAUGAAGCAGAGAAAAAGGAAGAAAAAGAGAAGAAAAAAGAACCUGAACCAAACUUCCAGUUAUUGGAUAAUCCUGCCCGAGUUAUGCCUGCCCAGCUUAAGGUCCUGACCAUGCCGGAGACCUGUCGGUACCAGCCCUUCAAGCCACUCUCCAUCGGGGGCAUCAUCAUUCUGAAGGACACGAGCGAAGACGUUGAGGAGCUGGUCGAGCCUGUGGCGGCCCAUGGCCCGAAAAUCGAGGAGGAGGAACAGGAGCCGGAGCCCCCAGAACCGUUCGAGUACAUCGAUGACUAAGGAGCAGAGGGAAUCCCGUUUCUCAUCUGGAGAAGCUUGUCCGGCUCGAUGGGAAAUGCCGAGGAGACUCGUGCUGAGACCUGCUAUCCGCUGCAUGCUCCAUUGCCUCGCACUGCCCGGGAGAACGUGGCCGAGUCUGGGUCGGAGGGAAGAUGCGCCGCUCUCCAGUGUACUCUUUCACAAAGCCCGGUUUUCGAAUAAAUAUAUUAAAAUCUC